UGACGGUGUCUUGCGUUUUCUUAUCGAACUAUUCAUACUCAGCUCCUCUCUUUGCUCCUUGAAAAACAUGCUUGAGAGAGUGCUCUCGACGCGCAGACCAACGCAAUUUAGCGAAGAAGGAGAUGAAGAUGACGAAUCGAAGACGAGAAAGAACGUUACCUUUGCCAUGAGAGCGACGAAGCAGAUGAGCAAGAUUGGGUUUCUAUGGCCAUUCCUCCUUCUCUUUCUUCUCCUUCUUGUUAUCUCUGUCGUUUCCCAUUCUCGCAACAUUGUCUGUGUCUCUUCGUAUGGUACCGAAUCCUAUUCUCGGAUGAGCUUCUUCGGCAUUGACGGCCUUGAUUCUGAUUUCGGAUCCCUCGGUGUGCCCUGGUGCAGAUCGAAACAUGGACGAACGGUUGAAUGGACAUCAAAAGACUUGCUCCAGGGCUUGGAAGAGUUCGUUCCAAUCUAUGAGACCCGUCCAAUCAAAAACAACAUGUAUGGAAUGGGAUUCGACCACAGCUUUGGCCUUUGGUUCAUUGCUCGAUGGCUGAAGCCAGAUCUGAUGAUCGAGAGCGGUGCUUUCAAGGGGCAUUCCACUUGGGUUCUCCGACAAGCAAUGCCAGACGCACAGAUACUGUCGCUUACACCCCGGCACCCGGAGAAAUACCUGAAGAAAGGACCCGCUUAUGUUGACCCAAAUUGCACGUACUUUGCUGGAAAGGAUUUCAUAGAUUUUGGAAGUGUCGAUUGGGAGAGCGUUAUGAAGAAAUAUGGGAUUACUGAUCUCAAUCGCGUUCUGGUCUUUUUUGAUGACCAUCAGAAUGAACUAAAAAGACUUAAGCAGGCACUGAAAGCGGGCUUUCGACACCUUGUCUUUGAGGAUAACUAUGACACUGGAACUGGCGACCACUAUUCCUUGAGGCAGAUUUGUGAUCAAUUCUACAUAAGAGGUGGUGGCCACAGUUGUUUUGCAGAUAGUGAUGAAGCUAGGAUUAGGACGAAAAGAAAGAAGUUCUGGGAGAAGGCUGUAGACAUAGAGGAACUAUGUGGACCAGGGGAAGCAUGGUGGGGUGUAAGGGGGCAGAUGCGGGAUGAUUUCAACCAUAGCAAUAAGGCAAUUUCUUAUGCUGAACAUUUCCAGAACAGCAGGUUUGUGGAAUCAGUGCUAGAUGUCUACUGGGAACUUCCUCCGGUGGCAGGUCCUUCCCUUACUCAUCAAACAAGAUAUGAUCCCGCCCGCGUGCAGACUCCUCUUGUUGAAGAUGGAAGAUUUGGUUUUUUCCAGAGGCUUGGUUUAACAAGGCUUGAGACGUCUGUAUUCAAUGGGUACACUCAGAUGGUGUAUCUUGAAAUAUCUCAGCCUGGGUCUUGAAUCUACAGGAUUAAAUGACAAAAUUUUUCUAGCUACCUGGUGCAAGGAAUCCUAGGUCUUGAUAUUCCACAUUUUUCUUGCAUCGCACAUGUGAAGUUAGAAUGUUGUAUACAUACAAAUUUAUAUUUUAUUUCAAUGGAUUCAGGGUUUCACAAUCAUUUCCUGGUUUAAUGUUGCAAAUGAACAUUUUAGUUACUGACCAUCAAAAGAGCUUUUGAUUGCCUACUGAAAUGAAGUCUUCUGCUUGAUUAGCCUCUCAA
This is a messenger RNA of Nelumbo nucifera (sacred lotus), 1614 nucleotides long. RefSeq lists its product as uncharacterized. NCBI's taxonomy places the organism in Eukaryota, Viridiplantae, Streptophyta, Magnoliopsida, Proteales, Nelumbonaceae. The record is from RefSeq and is a predicted model, not a curated record. Gene Ontology annotation, cellular component: endomembrane system.